This is a messenger RNA of Zychaea mexicana, 1018 nucleotides long. RefSeq lists its product as uncharacterized. The coding region runs from base 203 to 733 and encodes 176 amino acids. Lineage: Eukaryota; Fungi; Mucoromycota; Mucoromycetes; Mucorales; Lichtheimiaceae. The transcript has 3 exons. The record is from RefSeq and is a predicted model, not a curated record.
ACCCGUUGGCAUGAUGACCAACAAGUCCAGCUUGCGGUCCAUAAUGAGAGGUAUGGCGAGUGCUUGCUCGCGCGAGCGAAAGCUGGCCGUUGGAUCGCCGAGUAAGGAGCGAAGUCCUUGGUGGCAUUGUGAUGCAAAUUUACAAUGAACUGCUCGGUGACCUGAUUGAGCAAGCGGUUUAUAUGGUGCGGAAGGUGUGGAAAUGGAGGGCCGGAAGCCAGUUGCUGUUGCUGUGGUUGCGAUUGCGAUUGCGAUUGCGAUUGCGAUUGCGGUUGCGGUUGCGGUUGCUGUGGUUGUCGCUCUGGUUGUGUUGUGGGUGCCGCAAUGGCAUCACCAAUAUCUGUAUAUCAAUGAAAUACUCAAUCAGUUCAGAUCUUCCUUUUUUUCUUUUACGCUGUUAGAUAGGAUGGACUCUACGUACGCAGUAACUUCUGCCAUUCUCGCGAGCAGAGGUCAAACGUGUGGAUCGAUUCAGUCGUUAGAAACCAUAAAUCGCUUGACGUUCGAGCAUAGUGCAUGCCCGCAACGGAAGAAGAAUGUGCCGCCUGCAUAUCGAAAAACCCAGGAUCGAAUCGAUUUACAAUUCGUCGGCGCCCAUCUUGUUGCUGCUGCUCGUAUGUUGUUAUAUCGUCGUCGUUGUUGUCACCUUCGACCGUGUCAAUGUCAGGAUGGGCAAGCAACUCUUCUGUUGUUUACAACAGAUGAGUUCCUUGUUGGAGGUGGUGGCGCAUGAAGAAGGUGGCGACAUGGCGAUAGGCUUGAAGCCCGAGACCGGCACCCAUAUGGCUUUGGGUGUACCUAGGAAAAAAUGAUAGCAUACCUGUGCAGUUCUUUACUGAACAUAGGGCUGGUCACGACUUUGCCGUGCGCAACAAAAAGGAAGUUCUGGUAGUUCUCGAUACCAACAACCACGUCUGAUGUGCCCAUCCGGGUUUGAUAAAAGGCAAAGCUACAAGCGAAUGCAGACGAGUUAGCGAUACAACGGUACUAUGAAUUAAGCACUCAAACAACAGCCAAA